Molecule: messenger RNA, 2605 nt
Organism: Anopheles funestus (African malaria mosquito)
Lineage: Eukaryota; Metazoa; Arthropoda; Insecta; Diptera; Culicidae
Gene: TyrRII
Product: probable G-protein coupled receptor No18
Exons: 4
Coding region: 551-2137 (528 amino acids)
Biological process (GO): adenylate cyclase-activating adrenergic receptor signaling pathway
Cellular component (GO): membrane
Molecular function (GO): G protein-coupled receptor activity
Source: RefSeq, a predicted model, not a curated record
AUCCCAGAAGUGCCCCAUCCCACGCCAAAAAAGGGUGUGCAAAUAACCUUUCCAUCACAAGCGAUACUUCACUCUGCCAACCUCAACAGGAGUUACGGGUGGGGUCGUUGGUUUGCUAUUGAAUUAUAACAUUCCCAUACUUCUGUUCUGUGGUGUGAUCUAGAAAAAGUGUAGGGACAUCGUUUGUGGGUGUAUGUGUGAACGCUUUGAUGAUGUAGCAUGGUUUAUGGUGUAGAAUUUGUUUAAUGAAAUUGAAACCAGUCCCCAAAAGUGUGUUUGCUGUCCGUCCCGACGAAGGAACAGUCUUUGCAUAGCAAGGAAAUGGGUACAGGACAGCUACCUAACAUUCCAAGACUGAUGAUUGCAAGUAAAUAGGAAGUAAAAAAUCCUUCUCCUAACCCGUUCAAAAGAAAAAACCGAAGCCGAAAUAUGUGGUUAUGAGUGAGUGAGUGAAAUAAAACAGAAUCACCGUAUUAAGCGGUACAGUGAGAUGAGUCCACAUACCAACGGCAGUGGUUAAGUGAUAUAGUCUGUGAGCAAAAUAGACCGCAUGAUGGCCAUCAAUGGAACCACCAUCACCACCAGUGCGUCGGUCAUCAUCAACUAUACGGCGGCCCUGUCGACCACCUACCAGGAGCUGUUUGUCAAUCUGCACGAGACCGGCCUCGGGACGGUGUUUGACGAACGGCAUCGGGUCAACGGGACGAUCGGAUGCAGCCGGGCUUGCCUAUCGUGGAAGAAGCUCGUUCUGGUAGCGCUGUUCUGUCUGCUGAUAGUGAUCACGGUCGUCGGCAAUACGCUGGUGAUCCUGUCCGUGCUGACCACGAGACGGUUGCGCACCGUCACGAACUGCUUCGUAAUGAGUUUGGCCGUUGCCGACUGGCUCGUCGGUAUCUUCGUGAUGCCACCCGCCGUCAUCGUGUUCGUCGUCGAAUCAUGGCAGCUUGGGUGGAUACUGUGCGACAUUUGGAUAUCGCUUGACGUGCUGCUCUGUACGGCCUCCAUCCUUAGUCUCUGUGCAAUCAGCGUUGAUAGGUAUAUAGGGGAGGGUGGCGCACGGUUAAAGCAAAAGAUUGUUUUUAAUGCGUUAGUUCGGUUGGCGGUGGUAUAUUUGGCUUUUCUUCCUGACAGAUAUCUGGCUGUAACGCGACCGCUCACCUACUCGAAACGAAGACGCUCCAAGCGGUUAGCACUGUUGAUGAUAUUCGUCGUGUGGUUGGUAGCACUAGCGAUCACCUGUCCUCCCAUCCUUGGCUGGUACGAUCAGGAUCGAAGGACACUACAAAGCUAUGAGUGCCACUACAACCAGAACAAGGGCUACGUCGUGUUUUCCGCCAUGGGUUCCUUCUUCAUCCCGAUGACGGUGAUGCUGUACGUUUACUCGAAGAUAUGUUGUGUGCUUACGUCGCGCCAAAACCGGAUGACCAAAACGGAGGCAACGGAAAAGAACUGCGAUAUCGAGGUGGAUAACUGCACCUCGGAUGCGGACACCAGCCCGCGACAGAUGGUGAGUGGAGCGUACGGUGGACGACACGCACUUCCCGCCGGCCACUAUCCGAAUGGAAGCAGCAGCAACAACACUUCGCAUCAAACGUUGUACGAAUUUUUAAGCUCCACACGCACAACACCGAACGUGGCGUCACGUGGCACACAAAGCACUACCACCCGGAACGGUAGCAAUGCGAGCGGCAUGUCAAAGUUUUCGGGCGCCACAUUUGAAUUGCGACCGAUUAACACCGUGCAGUUUAGUGCAAGUCAAAUUUCGCUCUCGGAAUCGUGCGCUUCGAAUGUCACAAACAAUGCGACCAAGAUACGGCUGCACGGGAAACGUAUCCCGAUCCGCAUUUCCUCGCUGAAGCGUGAAACGAAGACCGCCCAAACGCUCAGCAUGGUUGUGGGUGGGUUCAUUGCCUGCUGGUUGCCAUUCUUCGUGUACUACCUGCUGAUGCCAUUCCUGCCGGACGAUUCGAAAAGUGACGAUCUGAUGGAGUUCCUAACCUGGCUCGGGUGGAUUAACAGCGCCAUCAAUCCGUUCAUUUACGCGUUCUACAACGUUGACUUUCGGGUAGCGUUUUGGCGCCUCACACUACGGAAGUUCUUCAAAAACAAGCACAACCUCACCUUUUACAAAUCAUAAUGCGGAUCGAGCCGAGCAAGAAAAAAGACAGUGUGUCGUCAGUGUUUCGUUACUUAUUACAUAGAAUGGAAAUAAAUAAAUAAAAAAAAACGAAUUAACUAGAAGUUUGUGUUGCCUGUUUUGAUCCCGUUUUGCCGAUAUGCCCGCCGGAGAUGAAGCGGCUUUUAAGGAUUCGCAAUAAAUUGUAAAUCAAUUAAGGUGCUGUACAUGCUACGUUUUCAAAGGAUCAAACAACAGGUUCCCAGAAGUAUGAGGGUUGGUAGGUAGCUGGUGUAUUUUUUUGUUUUUUUUUCCUGCGAUUGAAUUCGCAUCGUUGAAAAUGAAAAAUAAUUUUCUCUGCCCGAGGGCUGCGGCGUACAAAAACACAAAGUCAAUAGUAGUGGUCUUUUAUGUUUUGUGUGCAAUUUAAACUAAUUGUUUUCGCGAAUAUUGCAUUCUAUCGUUUAAUGUAAGAGAGUAACGAUAUAU